AUGGGCGGAACGCAGGCAUCUUUCUGUUGCUGCUGGGAGAGGCCCAAGCUCCCAGAAGGUUGCCCGCGGAACCUGUCGCCCAGCGAGGAAGCCUUGCUUGCAUCGAUACCUCGCACAACAACAGCAAACCAGGAUUGUUGGGAGGACAGGCAGGUGACUCUGGAAGUAGGAGUUCGCAACACGUUCAUCGAGCUGAAAGAAGUGUCGACCCCGCAAAGGAGGAGGAGCCGCAGCCUGCCAAAGGAGCUGAAGCCCUGCAAGGCGGCAGAGGCGGCAGAGGCGGCAGAGGCGCCAGCAGGUCACCCAGAGGAUGCUCCACAAGGCCGACAUGAAGAACGUGAGGAGCCACCACCCCUGGAUCAUCCGUUCGAGCCGUUCCUGACAUAUCCGAUGGUGGUGGCGGAGCGCGCGUUCAUGCGCGAAGUACGUGGGAGGCUGACAUGGCGCAAGGUGCCAGCGAGGCCCCACUUCUGUAGGAACACGUGUCACCAGUGCUGCCAGCUCUCGAAUGACAGCUGGCGCCUGGCGGCAUGUGACCACAGACCAGCUGAAGGGUUGCCUGGACAGGUUCCCGCAUGCCGGGAUCUGGACGUGAUGCCCUCUCUGGAAGAGAGCGAUUGGGAGGAGGAUCUAUGGGGAUGA
Messenger RNA from Symbiodinium natans, 642 nucleotides. The record is from the annotation of a GenBank genome assembly. NCBI's taxonomy places the organism in Eukaryota, Dinophyceae, Suessiales, Symbiodiniaceae.